CGCAUACUCACAAACCACACCGAUAUCUAUCCUACUUACUAGACUACAAACUCAACUCCCUUCUGACACACAGCUUGACACGGGCGACGAUCCAAGGUCUUUUCGCAGUGGUAUCUCAAACUAUGUUUCCAAUGGAUCGCCGCUUCCAUCGAGCUAUCCAAGAUGCUCCCAAGUCCAAAAUCAUGGACCAAAGCUCGCCACAAAAGGAUAACGUACUCGUAUUACGACGCCGACCGCAGAGCUUUGACUCGGCGAGCGAUUCUGAAGAAGAUUAUUGGGUUCAAACCAACAUAAGCCACGCCAAGGAGAGAUUAAGAAAGCAGGCUGCGGAAGACCCUUUUAGUGCACCGCGACAUUCAUACACAUUCCCUGGACCAAGCGGAAACUACCACAGUGGUUGGGACUCGAGGCGUAGGAGAGACACUCACUUUGCUCAGAAUUACGUACCUCAGAGCAAGAGAGAGUUUUCUAAGAAGCACUAUUCCGACGCAUAUGAAAACGACCGAUGCAAAAAUAAAAAUCUGAGUUACCAAGAUGAACAAGAUGAGUACUCACAACCAGAAGGGGAUCGGCCUCUAUUCAGAACGCCAGAGGAAUACAAGGCUGAAAUUGACAAGUUACAUCAUCAGCUUAACGAACGCAAUCGCGAAUCACGCCAGCCUCGGCGUAGUUAUUCAAGCUCUACCCAGGGUUUAGAUGAUCCUCGAAUUGAUGGUUUUCAACGGCGUGCUACGCAUCCAGAAUCGAGUUCUGAUGCAAGAGGAAUGACAUUGAUUCAACGCGAAAUAGUCUACAGCUCCAGGAGAGAGCUAGCAAUUGAGGGGGAGCGUGUUAAAAGGGCCGCCAGAAGCCUUUUUCCGUCUACUGAACUUUACACAAGCGUCCUACCUGAUGGACAGUUUCGUUUCGUCGCUGGUAUCUUUGACGACCCACUAAAAAGGAACGCUAUUGAAUACUCUCUUGUUGAGUGUACUUCAUUUGAGAAACCGACUGAAGCUAUGCAUGAAUUGUUGAAUAUCGUGAAGGAGGAAGUCGAGGAUUGGAACAGACGUGAGGAGAAACGAGAAAGGGAGAGAAAGGAGAGACCAUCAAAAGCUUUGCGGAAUCUUUGUAGGGGUGAGUGGUAA
Messenger RNA from Lindgomyces ingoldianus, 1127 nucleotides. RefSeq lists its product as uncharacterized. The transcript is spliced from 4 exons. Lineage: Eukaryota; Fungi; Ascomycota; Dothideomycetes; Pleosporales; Lindgomycetaceae. The record is from RefSeq and is a predicted model, not a curated record. The coding region runs from base 123 to 1127 and encodes 334 amino acids.